AUGUGGAAAGUCAUCAGUUAUUCAGUAGUAUAUCGUGUUGCGUUGGCUGAUUUUGAGUGGGGAUCGGAAGAUACCAAGGAGAGCACUCCCAACUCUGCAACUGUAAAGUAUACUGAUUUUUUGUCAGCAACAGCCUCAGGGAAGGUUGAAGGAGUCAAGGGUCCUGGAAAACUUGCUACUCCAUUUGAGAGAACAAAAGUGGCAGCUUACACUAUUGGUGCCAUGACACCAUGCAUGAGAUUAUAUGCGUUUCUGGGCAAGGAGUUCCUGGCACUCUUAGAUGCCAACAAAGACAGUCACCCAUACAAAAAGUGGAUUGAAUACUCGUCUGAGGGUUUUCAGGCAGCAGCUCUGCAAAUUGAAGACUUGCUGGAUAAACUAAGUGUCUCUUUGACAGGUGAGGAGCUUGACGUCAUUGAAAACCUUUAUCACCAAGCCAUGAAACUUGAAAUAGAGUUCUUUCUUGCCCAACCACUUGCCCAGCCUGCCAUUGUCCCCUUGAUUAGAGAUCCCAGUUUGGCAGCAAAUUGCCUUAUGUUAUUUUCUGAUUUUGAUCUGACUUGCACAGUCGUUGAUUCUUCUGCCAUUUUGGCUGAGAUUGCUGUAGUUACUGCUCCAAGAACUGAUACAAGUCAGUCUGAAAGUCAACUUGCUAGGAUGUCAUCAGCUGAACUGAGGAAGACAUGGGACAUCCUUUCCAGACAGUAUACAGAGGAGUAUGAACAACGCAUAGAAAGCAUUAUGCCAGCUGAAAAAGCGGAGGCAUUUGAUUAUGAAGCUCUGGCUAAAGCACUCCAGCAGCUGUCCGACUUUGAGAAACGGGCAAAUUCCAGAGUGAUUGAGUCCGGGGUCCUUAAGGGUCUGAAUCUUGAAGACAUAAAAAAAGCUGGUGAGAGGAUGAUUCUUCAGGAUGGUUGCGCCAGUUUCUUCAAGAAACUCAUCAAGAAUGAGAUGGUGGAUGUCAAUGUCCAUGUGCUCUCGUACUGUUGGUGUGGUGAUUUAAUUAGAUCAGCAUUUUCUUCAGGGGAUUUACAGCUUCUGAAUGUACAUACAAAUGAGUUGACUUUUGAUGAGUCUUUUUCUACUGUUGAAAUUGUUGAAAAGAUGGAAUCUCCCAUUGACAAGGCCAAAACAUUUGAUGAAAUUUUGAAGAACAAGGAGGACGAUAAGAGGAACUUGACCAUCUACAUUGGAGAUUCAAUAGGAGACAUACUUUGCCUCCUUAAGGCAGAUAUUGGAAUUGUGAUUGGGUCAAGCUCAAGCCUACGGAAGGUGGGAAGUCAGUUUGGAGUUUCUUUCGUCGAACUUUACCCCGGGUUAGUCAAGAAGCAGAAAGAGUACAGCGAAGGGAGCUCUGCUGAUUGGAAGGGUUCAUCUGGCAUUCUUUAUACUGUUUCUAGUUGGGCUGAAAUACAUGCAUUUAUUUUGGGAUGGUAG
Messenger RNA from Eucalyptus grandis, 1437 nucleotides. Its product is annotated as bifunctional TH2 protein, mitochondrial-like. The record is from RefSeq and is a predicted model, not a curated record. Gene Ontology annotation, cellular component: cytosol. Lineage: Eukaryota; Viridiplantae; Streptophyta; Magnoliopsida; Myrtales; Myrtaceae.